Messenger RNA from Hipposideros armiger (great roundleaf bat), 2201 nucleotides. RefSeq names its product dynein regulatory complex subunit 3 (gene DRC3). Gene Ontology annotation, cellular component: cilium. NCBI's taxonomy places the organism in Eukaryota, Metazoa, Chordata, Mammalia, Chiroptera, Hipposideridae. The record is from RefSeq and is a predicted model, not a curated record. Bases 267 to 1913 code for a protein of 548 amino acids. Gene Ontology annotation, molecular function: protein binding. The transcript has 14 exons.
UUCACCAGGAUGUCUACCUCUUGACUUCCCCUUAGCAACGAGUGGCGGAUCUUGGUUCCCCUAGCAACUGGUCAAAGCAUCUGUUGCACGGAACCAGCCAGGUAGCCUGCGUUUGAAAAGGACAACUCUGGAUCUGUUUCUCCGUGAGAAGGCUACUGCAUUGACAGUGGUGCAUUCCCCCACCUCCUACCUGUGGUCUUCACCAACAGAACUAUCAUCAGGGAGAAGCGGACUGUGGAAGAGGAACAUGAUGUUUUUCAGGGAAGAUGAACCUGCUGUGCAACUCACUGGAGCCAAGAGUGAUGGACGACGACAUGCUGAAGCUGGUUGUCAGGGAGCAGGGCCCACAAGAGGAAGCCGGACAGCUGGCCAAGCAGGAGGGCAUCCUCUUUAAGGACGUCCUCUCCCUGAAGCUGGAUUUCCAGAACAUCCUCCGCAUUGACAACCUCUGGCAGUUUGAGAGCUUGAGGAAGCUGCAGCUGGACAAUAACAUCAUUGAGAGGAUCGAGGGCCUGGAGAACCUCACACACCUGGUCUGGCUAGACCUGUCCUUCAACAACAUUGAGGCCAUCGAGGGGCUGGAUGCCCUGGUAAACCUAGAGGACCUGAGCCUGUUCAACAACCGUAUCUCCAAGAUUGACUCUCUGGAUGCCCUAGUCAAGCUGCAGGUGCUGUCACUUGGCAACAACCAGAUCGGCAACAUGAUGAACAUCAUCUACCUGCGGCGAUUCAAGGACCUGCGGGCGCUCAGCCUCUCUGGGAACCCCGUUGCCAAGGCAGAGGAUUACAGGAUGUUCAUCUGGGCCUACCUUCCUGGCCUCGUGUACCUGGAUUCCCGGCGCAUCGAUGACCACAUGGAAGCUGGUGCCUUUCCUGGGAGAAAGCAACCUGUGUUUGAGAAAGAGCUGGCGGAGAUUAAGCACCAGUACAGCCUCGAUGAGCUGAAGCACCGGGAGAACCAGAUUCAGGCCCAGCUGGAGGAGGAACAGGCUCAGCGGAAGGAGCUGGAGGAGUACAAGGCUGCGUUUGUCGAGCACCUGAACGGCUCCUUCCUGUUUGACAGCAUGUAUGCCGAGGACGUGGAAGGCAAAAAGCUGGCCUACCUGCCCAGUGUCGGUGAGCUCCUUGAGUCCUACAAGGACAAAUUUGUCAUCAUUUGCCUGCACAUAUUCGAGUAUGGACUGAAACAGCAGAAGAAGCGGAAAGUGGAGCUUGACACCUUCAGUGAGUGUGUCCACGAGGCCAUCCAGGAAAACCAGGAGCAGGGCAAACACAGGAUUGCCAAGUUCGAGGAGAAGCACUUGCUGAGUUUAAGUGCCAUCCGAGAUGAGUCUGACAUGACCAACAUUGAGAUGAAGAUAGUGGAACAUGGCAAGGACAUCACGGAGUUGUACAACGUGCUCAUGACCCAAGAGAUGCAGUUGGUAGAGCAGCUGGAGGAGAUGAUAAACAUGUUUGAAAGGAACAUCGUCGACUUGGUGGGGCUCUUUAUCGAGAAUGUACAAAGCCUGAUGGCUCAGUGUCGGGACCUGGAGACCCACCACCACGAGAAGCUCCUGGAGAUCUGCAUCAACACCCUGGAGAAGAUAGUCAAGGGGGAGCUAGAUGAGGACCUGCCUGAUGACGUGCGUGCGCUUUUUGUGGACAAAGACACAAUUGUGAAUGCUGUCGGGACAUCACAUGACAUCCACCUCCUGAAGAUUGACAAUCGAGAAGAUGAGCUGGUGACCAGGAUCAACUCUUGGUGUACGCAGUUAGUGAACAAGGUGAGUGAUGCCACUGGUCUAGCAGAUGCACCAAUGCCUCUAGUUACCAGCCGGGGAGCAGUGGAAAUCUGCCCUGGGGAGCGUAUACUAUUUGCAGUAAGAAAUGGAGAAAGAAAUAAAAUGAAGGAUUGUAGAAUUCCACACUGAAGACUUCUUAUUGACCAGACUUUAAAACCCAGGUGCUUCAUCAUUUUCUUCUGAUCUCAAACACAUAGAUAAGCAGAACACAGGAAGCUUGGAAGUAAGUGGAAGACGUAACUAUGCAAACUUCAAAGAACUCCUUUCCUUUCCCCCAUACUGGACUCAGGGAAAGGUAUUAACUGGUUUUCUGACAACCCUCAGAUUCACAAGGACGAGAUCACCAGGAACCGCAAACGAGUGAGGGAGAUCAAUCAAUACAUCGACCACAUGCAGAGCGAGCUGGACAACCUGGAG